CGGUUUCAGCUGUUUCUUACCGAGGUGUCUCCCCGCCGCCUCAGCGUCAGAGAAAUUCGCGCCCUUCUGUCUGUCAACUUGCUCGCGCGGUCUCCUGGGAAACGGUGCGUAUGGUAACCAUUGUAAACAACGAGCUCUAACAGCGCUGAGGUGAACAGCGAACAAAACCAGCCAUGGCUGUCUGCAACACCGAGUAUUUCGAUCAAAUUGGAAAUAUUCAAAAGAGUAUACACGAAAGGGAGAGAAGAAGACAUGAACUGGAAGAAAAACUGUUUGCCUACUUAAGAUCAGAUGAAAGACUGACUAAGCUGAAGUGUGCCAAGAUGCGCUGCUAUUACAAGGAGCUGCGCGAGAGAGAGCAGCGAGCAAAGACACGCAACCUUGAGCUACUGGGGAAUGUGGAAAACUUGGCAUCCAAAUUGAAAGAAUUCUCCAUUGAUUGUAGUGGGCUGCUUCAAAAGAGGUUGGAGUACAAGAAUCAUAUUACCAGACUAAAGAAAGACAAGAAGAAAACGGAGGCCAGGGGGGAAUCAGAAGCGGACGAGCACCUGAGCAGGUUCCAGUUCCCCAGCACACACGGAUCAUCACAGAGUGCUGUCAUCUUUACGGGUCACCAGACCUCCAGCCGCUCAUCAAGAAAUGAUCAACGUUCACCAUCUCAAACAGAGCUGAUGCCUAAUCAUCCUUCACUCUCUCCUCUACAAAGUGGCCUUUGUAUGCACUCCCAUGUUUCAAAAGCCAGUGGCGCUGCCAUUUUAUCUGAUAACAUUCUAAACUCAGGUGAUUUCCUUGAGGACAAAUGUUUGAGUGACGUGCAUGAAAAGCAGAUGGAGUCUGAUUGGGACUUCUCUCAGAGGGCAGGAGAGCAGCGAAGAUGGGAAGAACGAAUCUCACCUCACAUGACCCUGAGGGAAGCUGAAGUGUCCUCUCUAUCUGUGACCGUGAAGAAGCCUGCGGACAUUGUGUCAUUACAGCGGUGUCCGACCCGCAGUCCUUCCCCAGAUACCACCGAUCCAAGAGAUAACUCACAGUACAUGAUCUCUGGAGAUGAGGAUGAGGAAGUGUCUGCAGAGGAUGAAGGUGACUCUGUGCCGAGACAUCAAGAUCUUCCAGUUUCAGAUCACACUAACAGCAGACGUCCCAGCAUUCUCAAUCCAGCUGGUGAAAUUAAACCAGACCUCUCGAUGCAGACGGAUAGUGAUGUUUCACUUUCACCGAGUCAAAGUGAGCAUCACACCUGGAGAGGAGAUGAUGUAAUUCAAGAGGAGAGUGUAAUACCUAUUCAAACCAACAGUGGCACACAUGAGCAGGUCAAUACACCACAGCAUGGAAGGCCUGACCCUCUCCAAUCCCCCAACAGGCUCUCCAUGGAAGGAUUUUGUCGUCUUCUGGAAAGCAUUGAGCGCCGUCUCGGAGAAAAAGACGCGAACCUCUACAGAAGCGCAGUCGAUGAGCAGAAACUCAGUGAUAUCAUCAGUAUAUGUGGUCAGUGUGGGCGUGUGGAUGGUGUGGAUCUGCAUGCGUGCGGUGCUGUGGUUCUGCAGCAGCUGCCCCUGCUGUCCUGCAGUCUGUCUCAUGGAUGCCUGUUACCCAGUGAUCUAGUCAACACACACUGGUCAUCAGCUACAAAGCCAGGAGAGAUCAGGUUGAGCCUGUCGGCUGAAAGCGUUCCGCUGUGGGAUUGCUGUUUCAGGCACUUCCGUCAGCUUCGACAACACAACAUCCUCAGUACUGACCACAUCAUCCAGCUCUUCACUCGACUCCUGGUGACAAACAACGCCACCUACACUGACAAGGCAGGAGAGCUGUUGAAGAGGCUUCUGACCCACGAAUCUGAGACCCAUCAGCCUUCAGAAAGUGAACUCUCAUCUUCUUCCAGCCUGCCCUCCCUUCUGCGUGACAGUGUGGGAAUAAAGCCCGCCGGGCCUUCCGGAAAAAAUCGUCCAACCGUUGGAACACAAGGAAUUCAAAGUGCUGAAGAGGACAGUGCCGACCAAAGCCCAGUGGAAAGUAUUCCUAUUAGAGAGACCAAAGCAUAUCAGCUGCUUAAACAGUCUGUGGCACAAGAGAGGCACUGGAGUGACUCGGAGGAGGAAUCGGAGCCGUCAGACUUCAACAGAUUAAAGAAGUCUGAGGCGCUCCGGGACCCUGUAACACAAAAUAGCCAGAAGAGUGCGAAAAGUAAAGCUUUCUCUGCUGUCCAGUCAAAGGCGUUUUGGGGAGAAUCAGACGACAGCAAUUCUGAGAUCGAAAUGGCCUUGCGUCCUCAGUCCCGCAACACCAGCAGCCACGACUUUGAUGAUUUUUAUGAUUGAUAUUUCUUUUUUUCUCAGAGUUCACACUGUCACAUUUUUUUCCCCCAAUGAGCAGUUAAUAUGUUUGAAAGAGAUGCCUUUAUGCGAUCGCAAAACAAACAGAAAUCUUCACCGAGGAAUGAGUGCGACAUUCCGUGAAAACAAAAAAGAGCCAUCCACUUUAUAGUGGCCAAAGACUGUGAAGGGUUUUCAAAACAUGUUUGGGUUAACCCUGCUUGAGUCUCUUUAGCUGAACAACACUUGGACCUGGUUGAAAUAGAUUAAACUUGGUUUUUAAAGUGAUUCCUUUGCACUGUGUUGAAUAUUACGCAGUUUAGAUGCUGCAGGUAUCUGGCGUUGAGUUGGAGUGGAAUGCUCUGAGUCAACUCCCAUGAAAAAAAGCCAGUGCACAAUGGCCACUCUGCAUGCUGCUAAAACACCUUUGAACUCACUCAAGUGCCCAUGGCCCAUUUAGGAGGACAAAAUGCGUUGUGCUCAUCUCAAUAUAGAAACAAACGCUCUCUGUAUUUGCGCUGGUAGAAGGGCGUUUUCGUCAGCCGAACGCGACGAUGGGCGCCCACUUUCAAAAUUCGGCCGGUUUUAAAAUGUGCUAUUGUUCAUAUUCACACUUUAUUCUCUGCUAGCAUCUCUGGUAGACAUGCUUGCUUCGAUUAAUUGUUAAAAGUUGUUCCCUCUAAUGCUUAUUUUUAGACUCAAAAUGAUGGAUAAUUAUGAUUGGGCAUUGAAAAGAGCACCGAUCAAACACGGCAAUAUCAUUACAGUAAUAACGGUUAUUUUUCCCAAAAACAGCCAAUCAGUGAGAGCGACUGUAACCCUUUUUCUAAUGGACCUGAAAAUAACAUUACGAACUAAAAUUGCAGCGCGUGGAUUUCCGGAUCUGUUUCCCCAGCCAUCUGUAAUCUACAUCGCCAGUGACGGGGGAUUGUCAAUUUUGUCUGUGGCUCCCGGGUUCAUUAGGUUUCAUCAUUGAUGCUGGUAUAUUUAACAUGCACACGGGCAUGUUAUCCUGUAAUGAGACAAAACCUGCAGCAUUCUAUCCAUCAGUAUGAUUCCAUUAGUUAGCUUUUAAGUAACUUUAUGAGGCCGAACCUGCGAGAGUAGGACUCCACUCUCAUUAGCCGUAAUGGCUCCAGCCAGCCUUGACCCGCACGCGUCAGAACGCGCCUGCAUAAUUUGGGGAUUGCUAAAAAGCUCCCCUCACAUAAUAUCUGUGUUAAGGAUCAUGUCAACAGAUACUUGUGUGAUGGAGGAAGCCGAGCGAGAGAGUUACGUUGUGCCGGCCCGUAACAACGCGAUAAACGCUUUUUAAAGGAACUGUGUAAUAAUGGCACAAAAUAAUCAUAAAACCACAGAGUGUGACUUGCAAAUGAGGUCACAUCAAAACGGAGAGAGUGUUUUGUUUCAAAAUAGACCAUGCUCAGAUUUCUUUUGCAAAAAUGUGUGUACUGAGCCACUUUAUAAACAUGCAUGAAGGUGUCUCAGCAGGGAAGGUCAUUAAAGCAUUCAGAUUCCGAGACUUUCUCAGUUUAAAUGAUCUGCCUGUAUAUAAUGGCGUAUCGUGCGCUAUUUCAAGGCUCAGUUUGGAAAAUCCAAUCAUUUAAUGAAUAAAAGGUGUCAAGUCUACAUGUUUAAGUCUUUCUUUUAUUAAGAAAGCCUGUGUUGUGCAUGGGGUGUGUGUGACUGUCACUCAUACCCCACAAAAGUGCCUUCUUUGGCAGAAUGAUAUUUAAUCAUAUAUAUAUAUGGUUUUAUUAUUAAUAAUUGUGUUAUUAUUAAUUUGGAAAAAAUAAUUAACACUUUAUUUUAGUGUUCUUGUUACAUACUUGCAUGCAAUUAUUCAUAAUUUACUAAUAUUACUACACUAAGUACUUGUUAAUUCAUAUUUCUCUGUACUUAAAUGUAUAAUUACAGUGUAACCUAAUUAAAAUAAUUUCAUUCUUAUAAUAGCUGAAAAAUAUAUAUAUAAAAAAAUAUUUGUGUGUGUGUAUAUAUACCGUACUUUCUUUAAAUGUUAACAUGAUUUUUGUUCUCAAUUAUCAUGCAGUUCUGCUAAUUUAAAGCUUGUUUCCUUUUUAAUUGGCUAAAUUGCUAGCAUCACUAGGCGCCUAAUCUAAACUUGUAUUCUGCUGAUAAACAAUAUAUUAUGCAGCAAAGGCCAGACAUGUCUGUUUUUGUUUCUGGGAACAAUCUCAGCCAAUAAAAGAAAGGAAGACCUAGAUGAAAGCGAGUAGGGAAGUUAAACACUCUCAUUAACAAUGAUAUGCCAGCAUUGUGCUAUUUGCAUAUUGCAUGUUUGUGUAAUUUAUUCACGCUUAUUCGACAAGUUGAAGUUUCAAGUGUGUCCCUUCCACUCUCCCCCUAUCCACUUUUAUUUUUAUCAGGGAAUAAUGAUUUAAAACAAGGUCAUUUGAUCUUCUGUUUCAAUAGACCUUAAUGAAAUAUUCAUUUACUCGCCUGUGGUUUCUCUGACAGUGUUUCUGAGGAUGUUCAGCGAAGACACAAAGGCCACGCUUUUCAUCAUUCAAAUCCACGUUUCACGUUUUGAUUCACACAGAUAUCGAUAAUUAUACCUUCUUUUACUUAGAAACCUACAGUUUACCUAACAAGAGGGUUUAUAGGCGUCCAAGCAAAAGCCAUUUUGUAAUAUGCCAGUAGGAUUUGUGGGCUGCACAUAAUAUUGAAUCUUUUUCUUGGGAUUAUAAAGACUAAAUGUACUGUAGUGUGUUGUGUGUUCUAAUACACGAACAAUCAUUAGUGCAAUAUGAAUGUUGUGAUCUCAGUGAAUUCACUUUCCAUCUGACUACAGUUAGAUUUU
This is a messenger RNA of Pimephales promelas (fathead minnow), 5130 nucleotides long. The record is from RefSeq and is a predicted model, not a curated record. NCBI's taxonomy places the organism in Eukaryota, Metazoa, Chordata, Actinopteri, Cypriniformes, Leuciscidae.